AGUUGUGUUUAUAGCUGCAUGUGUUUCCUGGAUCAGUCUGUUUCAGUGCUAGCAGCAGCAGCAGCAGGCAUGCUCUAUGGACAAGGAUCAUUUUCCCGUGCAUCCUGUAAUUUACUGGAAGGAGAAUUUUGCUGCACCAAGGAUGGAGCACUGUGCGGAUGAUUUGCCUCUUAUGGCUAACACAAGCCACAUUCUUGUAAAACAUUAUGCACUCGACUUUGAUGUAUGCUUUGACAGUCAAACCAUCACAGGGAACAUUGUUUUGUUCCUUGAACCCAUUAAUAAAUGUAAAAGAGUUACUGAAGACCCCUGCUUGUUAAAGCCAUCCGAAACCUGCUCAACUUGUGUACCCGAAAAAACUUCAUGUAAUGUGUCAACUUUCAGAUCCUGUUCUUUAAACACCGUGAAUAAAGAUUGUACCACCAGUGUUAUAGGUGAAAGAGAUACUUCUGGAAAGUGUGAUAACCAUGGCAAGAAGAAACAGGCUUCUGGGAUUACUAGUUCCGAGAACUGCUGUGACAGAGGGAAUCAUGGGAGCAAGGAUUUUGUUCUGGUGCUGGAUUGCUGUGAUUUAUCUGUAUUUAAGGUCGAAGAGGUGGAUGUCACUGCUGUGCCACAUACUGAAAAAUGUGUGAGUUCUGCCUGGCCACAUGGGGAAUCAAAACAGCAUAUAAGCCUAUUAUCUGAUCUUGUGACUCUACCUGCCAGCCACUGGAAGGAACAGCUGUUCUACCACACACAGUGUAGCCAGGCACCUGGAUGUGGUGAUCUCACGUUUAUCUUGGACACAUGGAGUCUGCAGAUCAGCAAAGCAGGAGUAAAAGUUCCCACAAACUUCCCCUCUGUUAUACGAAUAUGGUACAAAACAACUGCAGAGGGACGGUCAGUGAAGUGGACCAAAGACCAGAGUGGAAGGCCGUGUGUUUAUACAAUUGGAUCUCCCAUUAACAACAGAGCACUGUUUCCAUGUCAAGAGCCACCUGUGGCAAUGUCAACCUGGCAUGCCACAGUCAGAGCUGCCAAUGGCUUUGUUGUUUUGAUGAGUGGUGAAAAUGCUGCUGUUCCUAAACAUUGCCGUGGAGGAUUCCACAAUUGGUUUUACUAUGUGACAAUGCCUAUGCCAGCUUCUACAUUUACCAUUGCCAUUGGAUGUUGGGAAGAAGUUAAAGAAAUCCUGAGAACUACUGACAAAAAUAUGGAUAUUUGUACACCUUUAAAUAUGGAUUACAACAGGUUAUUGAUGAAGCAAUGCAGACAUAUGGAUUAUCCCUGCCGCUUCGGCAGCCCUCAAGCUCAUUCACAGUCAGUGAUCCCUCACAGGAUAUUUGCCCCACAUUGUUUGUUGGCCAAGUGCUUGGAGAUACUGUUUCCUUUACUUCCUCGAUGCCUUGAGGCUGCACAUGCAGUGUUGGGUACUCACCCCUUUUCUAGACUUGAUAUACUUAUCGUCCCAUCCAACUUCUCAAGUCUGGGAAUGGCAAGCCCACACAUCAUCUAUCUGUCUCACAGCAUACUAACUGGAAGAAACGAUCUAUGUAUGACACGUGUUUGCCAUGAAAUUGCACAUGCUUGGUUUGGUUUGGCAAUUGGUGCACGUGAUUGGACAGAAGAAUGGAUAAGUGAAGGAUUUGCUACACAUUUGGAGGAUGUACUUUUAACAAAUGUUAAAAAGUUGUUGGCAGAAGAAGCAAAGGAACUGCAUGAAUUGAAAGCUUUGCUUCGAUUGAGGCGUCUGACUGAUGAAGUGAAGAAUUCUCAGGAAGAUUUGCAAAUACUAAGGCCCCAUGGAGAGAAUUCUGGAGAAGUGAGUGCAUCUGGUGCGUCCAUGGUCAGACACGGACUCAAUGCAGAGAAGAUCUUUAUGCAAGUUCAUUAUUUAAAGGGAUAUUUCUUGCUGCGGUCCAUGACAAAUAAAAUUGGACAAGAUCCUUACUUUUCAUUUUUGAGGAAAUUUGUGAAUACAUUUCAUGGACAACUAAUCCUGUCUGAGGAUUUUUUCCGCAUGAUGUUUGAAAGUGUUCCAGAACAAAAUCAACAGGAUCUUUCUGUUGAAUCCAUCUACCAAAUAUGGCUUGACACUCCUGGGAUACCAAAGCCCUUGCUGGACGAGAGCCAGACUUGGAAGAGAAACAGACUGGUUGAGCAAGUGAAUGAAGAGGUCUCAAAGUGGAUUCGAUUAAACCAGAGAAACAGGAGAGGCACCAAGCGAAAACGACAACACUGCGAAGAGUUUGAUCAAAAGAUUCUACCAGACCAGCUAGUUUUGCUUCUGGACUUAUUACUGGAAGAGAAUACUUUAAGUGCCAGGACCCUGCACUACCUAAAGAAGACAUAUGGACUACAAGACCAUGAUUCAGAGGUUCGCCAUCGGUGGUGUGAACUGGUAAUAAAGCAUAAAUUCACAGCGGCCUAUAAGGAUGUGGAAACAUUCCUACAUGAAGAUCAGGCCAUGGGUGUGUAUCUCUACGGAGAACUAAUGGUGAACGAGAAUGCCAGACAGCAAGAACUUGCACACAGAUGCUUUGCUGCUGUCAGAGAUCAAAUGGAUGUAUCCUGUGUAAAAGUGGUGGGAGAAAUGUUAUUUUAGUGAAAUUACUUCCAUAGAGCGAUACUGUGAUUAAACCAGCCAAGCGCUCAGUGGGUUCUUCUUAACCUGAGUUAAACUUGACAGGAUUAAGAGCGGCACUACGGCUAGAUUACUUGUUCUAGCUUGGAAUAGAACAAUAUUUUAUUUGGCGCAGGGCCUUCAGGGAACUUGCAAGACACCAACAACAAAGGGGUUGUGAUACUUUUUUAACGUGUGAAUAAGAAAAUCAUGUGCCUAGACUGUCUGUAAUGUGUCCUCUAAAUUUUAUAAUUCUUUGUCUUUUUUCAUAUAAAAAAAUAAAUCCAGUUUUACUGGCGUACACAAAA
This is a messenger RNA of Pelobates fuscus (common spadefoot toad), 2913 nucleotides long. RefSeq names its product aminopeptidase O (putative) (gene AOPEP). NCBI's taxonomy places the organism in Eukaryota, Metazoa, Chordata, Amphibia, Anura, Pelobatidae. The record is from RefSeq and is a predicted model, not a curated record. Bases 77 to 2587 code for a protein of 836 amino acids. Gene Ontology annotation, cellular component: nucleolus. Gene Ontology annotation, molecular function: metalloaminopeptidase activity; zinc ion binding. The transcript is spliced from 16 exons.